Molecule: messenger RNA, 357 nt
Organism: Adineta steineri
Lineage: Eukaryota; Metazoa; Rotifera; Eurotatoria; Adinetida; Adinetidae
Source: the annotation of a GenBank genome assembly
AUGGAAGUAAUAACACUUGCACGACCAUCGAAGGCAACAAGUACAGCUCCUUGUUUUUGGACUAAUUCCGAAGUAUUACAAUGGAUGAAAAAUAGUUUACCUGAAUUAUUUAAUAAAUAUGGUGGAUUUUUCAAAAGUCAUGGCAUUCGAGGACGAACUCUAUUUAUGUUAAAUGAUAAUCUACUUCUUGAAAUGGGUAUUAAUAAUGCACAAGAUCGAGCACAAUAUCGUAUUGAAAUAGCUAAAUUAAAAAUAAAAUCUGAUCUUCUAACAUUAAAAAAUACACAUCAUAAAGGUAAUAUUCGAUUUUUAGAAGAAAAUCCAAUUAGUGAAUUAUCUCCAAAUGACACUAUAUAA